This is a messenger RNA of Trichobilharzia szidati, 1567 nucleotides long. The record is from the annotation of a GenBank genome assembly. NCBI's taxonomy places the organism in Eukaryota, Metazoa, Platyhelminthes, Trematoda, Strigeidida, Schistosomatidae.
CUAGUUUGUGAUCGUAUAUAAGUUCAUUAGCAUCCACUGUUUCUUAUUUCUUGUGGCACUUCAAAUCAGCUUUCAUUCGCCACGCAAAAUGUGUUAUUCUUCUAUUGAUUUUCCUGUUUUCUUCAGUUAUUGUUCAUUAUUUGACGUGUAUAUAUUCAUAAAUUGAUUUCUGUAUUCGCUUCACUUUUCCUUAUAGUUAAUCUGGAAACUAUGUCGUCUACAUUGGAGCAUUUGAAAAAACAUACCAUCGUCGUUGGUGACACUGGAGAUUUUGAAUCUAUGAAGCAGUACCUACCGGUUGAUUCAACAACAAAUCCAUCUUUAAUUUUAUCUGCAUGCAAAUUGCCACAAUAUUCUCAUUUAUUAGAUUCUGCAAUUCAGUAUGCAAAGAAACAAAAAACACUAGAUGAACAAGUUGAAACAGCUGUAGAAAGAAUAUGUGUCCUGUUUGGCUGUGAAAUUUUGAAAGUUGUUCCUGGACGUGUUUCUACUGAAGUAGAUGCUAAAUAUUCAUUUAGCAUUAAUAAACAAGUUGAAACAGCUCGUCGUCUUGUUGCAAUGUAUGAAGAAUUAGGUGUUUCUAAAGAACGUAUCUUAAUCAAGCUGAGCUCUACUUGGGAAGGUAUAAAAGCAGGUGAAAUACUUGAAUCAAAACACGGGAUACAUUGUAAUCUGACACUGAUGUUUUCGCUUUAUCAGGCUGUGGCGUGUGCUGAAGCUAAGAUCACGUUGAUUUCACCCUUUGUUGGACGAGUGCUGGAUUGGUAUACAGCCAAGCAUGGUAAAAAAGAAUUCUCAAGACAAGAUGAUCCUGGUGUCAAAUUGGUUACAAGUAUCUAUAAUUAUUACAAAGCUCAUGAUUAUAAAACACAAAUAAUGGGCGCUUCAUUCAGAAAUGUCAAUCAAAUUCUUGGCCUAACUGGAUGUGAUCUGUUAACAAUAGCACCAAGUUUAUUAGAAGAAUUAAGUAAAAUGUCUGAAGUACCUUCUGUCUGCUUAAGUGUAGAAAAAGCUAAAUCACCAAGUGUUCAACAUGCUCAUCGACCAGAUCAUCCAUUAACUGAGGAAGAAUUUCGUUGGUAUAUGAAUGAAGAUGAAAUGGCUAGUGAUAAAUUAGCUGAAGGGAUACGACGUUUUGCUAAAGAUUCUACUAUAUUAGCAGAUUUAAUUAAAUCACGUAUUCAACAAAAGUAGUGUAAUAAAAAGAAAGCUCUGUUGUUUAUAUUGAUAAUUUUGAAUUUUGCGCGCCUUUUCUUUUAAUUUGUUAAACAAUGAACAUUGAUUGUUGUGACAGGGUAGACGCUCUCUGAUUUUAAUGUAUACUGUUUCUACUACUACUACCUCUACUACUACUAAUUGUACUACUGUAAUUGUUAUUCUUACCGUCAAUGUCGGCAUUAUACAGAUAAUCAAAUCAAUCAAUCGAUCAAUGCGCCUUUCACCUUUUCUGUUUGCUAAUUUCACAACGAAAACUUUUAUUUGGCCUUUUUUGUUGUUUCUAAUUGUCAGUUAUGCGCAUAUGUGAAAGUUUAUUUAUUUAUAUAUAAAAUACAUUCUCAGUUAUCUA